CACAUUCUUUAAAAUACUUCAUGGUAAAACAUCUCUCUAUGGCCCAAACGUCUUUGCAGGGAGCCAUUCACCAGUCUUCUUGCUUUCUUUGCAGGGCAAUGAUCCCCUCGCCCCACUUUUCACGUUGAGGGAGAAUCCUACCAGGAGGGAGAUGGCACUUUUGGCCCUAUUGGAGCUUGCCUGGAAGAACAGAUUGCAGGUGGGAACGCAAGAUUUCUGUGGCCCUGAGUUCAGAGACAACCCUCCUCUUUUUCAGGCUGGCAAUGGAGAGCAGUGCUGGGAAAGGAGACUUUGGGAGAAGAACUUGGUGGGGGAUGCCCUCUGUCCAGAGGCAAAGGGCCAGCGCUUCAGGCAUUUCCAAUACCAGGAGGCCCAGGGACCCCGGGAGCUUUGCAGCCGCCUCCACACUCUUUGCCGCCAGUGGCUGAAACCAGAAAGACACACUAAAGCAGAGAUGCUGGACUUGGUGAUCCUGGAGCAGUUCCUGAGUAUCCUGCCCCCAGAGAUGGAGAGUUGGGUCAGGGAAUGUGGGGCAGAGAACAGUUCCCAGGCAGUGGCGCUGGCUGAAGGUUUCCUCUUGAGCCAGGCAGAGGAGAGGAGGCAGGAAGAGCAGCAGAUGGCAGACUUGUUUGCAGACGAGGUCACCGCCUUGGAAAUGUCUCCUUCUCCAUCCAGCUGUAUGUUGCAGCCUGAGUGGAUCCUGCAGGACAAUGAUGAAAUGUCAGCCUCUUUAGGAGACGUUACAGAACCAAUAUAUACCAGCUCACCUCUUCAUUUUGAAGUCCUCAGCCUAGCUGAGAUGACACUGGAUCAGGCAGUCUUCAAAGAGGUGGCAGUGUAUUUCACGGAGGAGGAGUGGGCCCUACUGGAUCCGGACCAAAGGACCUUGCAUCAGGAAGUCAUGGAAGAGAAUUUGGGGACUGUGUCUUCUUUGGGAGCUGAUAGUUGGAAGCAUGUAAAAGAAGAACCAGCCAGGCCAUUGGUGGAGGGAGCCAGAUGUACAGAGAUGGAAGACAGACUCGUCACUUUCUGGACAGGGAGAGAAAUGGAAAAUGGUCAAGAAACAUCAGAACUAUCUAAAUACUUGGAAUAUGGAAAGAGUCAGGAGACAUGUCUCUCUGGCCAUCAAGCAACUUAUACUAGGGAGAAACCAUUUAAGUGCUUGGAGUGUGGAAAAUCUUUCAGCCAGAAGAUAAGUAUCGCUUGUCAUCGAGCAUUUCACACAGGAGAGAAACUCUUUACAUGUUUGGAGUGUGGGAAAAGUUUCAGUCGGAAGAGAAGCCUCACUUGUCAUCAAGCAAUUCACACUGGAGAGAAACCAUUUAAGUGCUUGCAGUGUGGAAAGAGCUUCAAUCAGAAGAUACAUCUCACCUAUCACCAAGCGACUCACACAGGAGAGAAGCCAUUUCAGUGUCUGAAAUGUGGGAAGAGUUUUAGUCGGAAAGAAUACCUUAUUUCUCAUCAAGCAAUUCAUACUGGGGAGAAGCCAUUUAAAUGCUUGGAGUGUGGAAAGAGCUUCUGUCAGAAGAAACAUCUUAAUUAUCAUCAGGCAAUCCACACUGGGGACAAGCCAUUCAAGUGCUUGGAGUGUGGAAAGACUUUCAUUCGGAAGGAACACCUCACUUCUCAUCAAAUAACUCACUCAACGGAGAAACCAUUCAAAUGCUUGGAGUGUGGCAAGAGCUUCCGUCGGAGGGAACACCUUGCCUCUCAUCAAACAAUUCACACAGGGCAGAAACCAUUUAAAUGUUUGGAGUGUGGAAGCACUUUCACGGAGAAGAGAAGCCUAACUGAUCAUCAAGCAACUCACACGGGGGAAAAGCCAUUCCACUGCUUGGAAUGUGGAAAGCGCUUCCGACGUAAGACCCACCUCACAGAACAUCAAAGAAUCCACACAGGAGAGAAACCAUUUAAAUGCUUAGAGUGUGGACGUAGUUUCAGUCUGAAGACAACCCUACUUCUUCACCAAGCAACGCACACAGGGGAAAAACCAUUUAAAUGCCUUGAAUGCGGAAAGAGUUUCUUUCGGAGGACAAGACUCACUGCUCACCAAGCUGUUCACGCUGCAGAAAAACCAUAUAAAUGCUUGGAGUGUGGGAAAAGUUUCAGUUGGAGGCAAAGUGUGAUUCGUCAUCAAAUAACUCACACAGGAGAGAAGCCAUUUACAUGCUUGGAGUGUGGGAAGAGUUUCCUUCGGAAGCCAGACCUCGCUCGUCAUCAAGCAUCUCACGCAAGGGAAAAAAUAUCGACAUGUUUGGAGUGUGGGAAGAGUUUCUGCCAGAAAAUCCGUCUCUCUUCUCGGCAGGCGACUCAUCCGGGGGAGCGAGCAUUGAAGUGCUCAGAGUGUAGAAAGAGCUGUAGUAAGAAAAGUGCCCUUGUUUUCCCUCAGACAACCCAGCUAGGGCCUGAACUUUUAUCAUAGACAAUAAUAUUUCUUUACAAUUUUUAAAGAACUAUGGGAAUUUAAAACUUCCUCUCCUAAAGCAUAAGAUGACUUAUUUUGAUAAAAUAUCAAAUAAAAAGUAACUGAAAAUACUUUAUACAGAGGACAGAAGAAGGUUUCAAGUUGUUCUUUACCAGUUAAUGAACAAUAACAGCCAAAAUUCACAAAACGGCGAUACUUUUAUUGGCUAACCAAAAUGCACAAAAUACAUGUUGGAAGCUUUCGAAGCUCCGCUGGCUUUUUCAUCAGGCAAAGAUGCUAAAAAUCAUACAGGAUUUUAAAAAAGUAUGAUGAUGUUAGUGACAAACCUGUAUUUUGUCACGAUGUUGCUGUUCUCAGUUCAGGUGUUGUUGGAGGGGCAUUCAUGCAGGCUGCCCCCUUUUCUGGCCAUGUGAAUUUUCCAGAAGAAAAUUUUAAGUUCUAUUAGCAAGACAAAAAGAGAUCCUUCUCUUGAGAUCCAAGUUGCAGUAGUAACUGGGCAACAG
Molecule: messenger RNA, 2928 nt
Organism: Sceloporus undulatus (fence lizard)
Lineage: Eukaryota; Metazoa; Chordata; Lepidosauria; Squamata; Phrynosomatidae
Product: gastrula zinc finger protein XlCGF57.1-like
Exons: 7
Coding region: 152-2422 (756 amino acids)
Biological process (GO): regulation of transcription by RNA polymerase II
Cellular component (GO): nucleus
Molecular function (GO): DNA-binding transcription activator activity, RNA polymerase II-specific; RNA polymerase II cis-regulatory region sequence-specific DNA binding
Source: RefSeq, a predicted model, not a curated record